Messenger RNA from Pseudopodoces humilis (Tibetan ground-tit), 918 nucleotides. It is a transcript of the gene IL6, whose product is annotated as interleukin 6. Gene Ontology annotation, cellular component: interleukin-6 receptor complex; extracellular region. Gene Ontology annotation, biological process: positive regulation of receptor signaling pathway via JAK-STAT; immune response; cell differentiation. Gene Ontology annotation, molecular function: interleukin-6 receptor binding; cytokine activity. The record is from RefSeq and is a predicted model, not a curated record. NCBI's taxonomy places the organism in Eukaryota, Metazoa, Chordata, Aves, Passeriformes, Paridae.
AUGGAUGGUUUCCAGGAGUUUCCGUGGGGCUGGAGUUGGCAGGUUCGGAGGAAGCCGGACCGGGGGGGCUGCAGCCCCGGCCGGGACCCCGCGGGCCAGGGAUGCCCGGAGCUCAUUCAACCCGCCAGCCUCGCCGACGAGAAGGGGCCGGGGCCGGAGCAGAGAAGAAGCCGCACCAUGAAGUUUUCCCGGGACUGUGUCUGCGACCGUGCCCGCCCCGGCCGCCGCCGGCCGCCCGCCCUCGGCGCCGCGCUGCUGCAGCCGCUGCUGCCGCUGCUGCUGGUGCUGCUGGUGCCGCGGGCCGCCGCCGCCCCGCUGUCCAACGCAGACUCCUCGGGGGAGGCCGAGCUGGAGGAGGCGGCGGAGAGGCGGGCGGCGCUGCCCGACAGCCUGCGGCUGGCGCGGCUGCUGCACGCCCGGGCGGCACAGCUGCGGGACGAGAUGUGCGAGAAGUUUACCGUCUGCCAGAAUAGCAUGGAAAUGCUCCUCCACAACAACCUCAACCUCCCCAAGGUGACGGAGGAAGAUGGGUGUCUGCUCGCCGGCUUUAAUGAGGAUAAAUGCUUGAGAAAAAUCUCCAGUGGGCUUUAUACAUUUCAGACAUACCUCAAAUACAUACAAGAAACUUUUAUUAGUGAAAACCAAAAUGUUGAAUCGCUAUCCUAUAGUACAGAGCACCUGGCACGUACCCUAAGACAGAUGGUGAUCAAUCCCGAAGAAGUGAUCAUCCCAGAUGCAGCUACCCAGGAAUCCCUCCACACAAAGCUGAAGUCCAUUAAGGCCUGGACAGAGAAAAUCACCAUCCAUCUCAUCCUCCGAGAUUUUACUUCAUUUAUGGAGAAGACAGUGAGGGCCGUACGCUAUUUGAAAAACACCAGGAGUUUCAGUGUUUGAAUGUUUUAGUUCAGGCACAAUCCU